This is a messenger RNA of Linepithema humile (Argentine ant), 2761 nucleotides long. RefSeq names its product glutamate receptor 1-like. Gene Ontology annotation, cellular component: membrane. Gene Ontology annotation, molecular function: ligand-gated monoatomic ion channel activity. The record is from RefSeq and is a predicted model, not a curated record. Lineage: Eukaryota; Metazoa; Arthropoda; Insecta; Hymenoptera; Formicidae.
UACACAUGAUUUUAACAUAUAUUUGCAAAAAAUAAAACUGAAUAAAGAUGUGAGCGGAUGAGGCAAUUAUUUAACAAGAUCUGAAUUAUGCUAUCGCGUGUGCGUGGUGAAGCGAAGUUGACACUGCUGAUGUUAAUGGUGAUGCAUGUGGCCGCAAAGUCCUGUAUUCUUAUGUCACCGUUAACGCUGCAAUUGAUAUUAGAAUACGCGGAGUGGCGAUCUUGGGAUCAAGUAGUCCUCUUUGAUAAUGUCAGUCCGUUCAAUUGCGCCCUUGGUUACACCCGGCCGUUAAUCAAAUGCUUCGGCGAGAAAGGUAUUAGCGUGUCUCUGCAAUCGGCAACAAAUCCGAAUCUGCCAGAUGCUCUUACGAUUCGAACGCAUCGCAUCGGCUCGAUUGUACUCUUGGACGGACUUAAUCUGACAUCGCCUGAUAAUGUUAUCCAAGCGGCCUCUCAAAAAUUUCUGUUCAAUUAUUACAUUUCCUGGCUUAUGGUGACCACCAGAAACACCGACUCCACCAUCGACACUGUUCUCCGAGAUCUAAAUAUCGGUAUCGACAGCGACGUAGUCGUAGCUACUUCGCCGCUGAUGAAUGAUGCUGUCGCUUGGAAAUAUGCGCAGAAAUACCGAGACAAGAUAUGUCGAUCUCUUCGGCAAUACGGCGAUCGUUUCGAGUUCACGGGACCACCGGAACGACGUAACAUCGAAAAUGCUACAAUCAAUCUGAGCUACGCCACUUUGGAGAACCGCUCGGUGUCUUUCUACUUGAUGCACACUUAUAAGAUACGUCAUUCUGAUAAUACGAGUCUCAUCGUGCGGUACCUCGGUUUCUGGAACCCUGGAUCUCACACCCUCAAGUUUCCCAUGGGCGUGAAGCUGAGAAGCGACUUUAAUGGUCUACCCAUUGUUUUUGGUGUGCUAAACGGCACCACUGAUGGUCAGACGGACGUUAUCGAAACCGAGGCAAGUGACAUCGCGCCACUUGUGGACUUUGCAACUAUUGUUACCAAUAGCGUGAACGCCAGCAUCGAGCUGGUGCCACACGAAAAACUCGGUACAUUAACAAAUAAAGUGUGGAGCCACCUUCUCGGCGAUGUUGUAACAGGUACCGUUGACAUUGGUUUGGGAUACAUAACGUCGAACGACGAGGAACGUUGGGCAGAAAUGACGUUUAGUCAUCCACUAAUACGUUAUAUGAGGAAUAUUUAUUAUCAUCCAUUAGAGACUGGCACAAUGAGGGAUAUAUUUUUGCAACCGUUCGAUAACCGAUUGCUCGGCUGCGUCGCGGCGACUUAUGUCAUCAUGUUAAUCGCGAUGGCAACAGUAAUUUAUGCCGCCAAAACAGUACUGCAUGACGAGGACGAGAAACAUACUGGCAUCGGAGAGGCUGCGCUUUGGUGUUUGAGUAUUAUGUGCAUGCAAGGAUCGCCCUGGACGCCUCGUAACCCGUCCGGAAAAACUCUACUGUUAUUUAGUUUGAUAUUUUCCCUUGUAAUGUAUAACGCCUAUGCCGGCUUCAUCACUUCUAUUCUGUCGGUGCAAGCAACUGGUAUCAGAUCGAUUAACGAUCUUCUCUUUAACAACUUCAAGCUAGGAUACAGUAUCGCCGACGAUGCAUACAUAAGAAAUGCGAACGACAGUAAUCUCCGUCAAUUGUACAUAAAAGCGUUCAACAAUCGCGAAUCCCGCUUGGAAACAACGACAGGUCUUAUGAAAGCUGUCAAAGGGCGAUACGGAUUUUUUGUCAGCGCGACUAUCGCACGACGAGCUCUCCAAACGACUUUUAUACAAGAGCGAUGCACUUUAAAGGAGCUUCUACUUCCGCAGACGCUUACAGUCGUCGCUCUUCCGAUGGCCAAAAGCUGCCCGUACAGAAAGAUCAUCAAUCUCAAUAUAUUACGCAUAUACGAAAGCGGCGUCCUGGAUAAAAUACAAGAACGGAUGUUGCCGACGAUGCCGCGAUGCGCAGCGUCGGCGGCUUUUCACAGUGCGAGACUCGCCGACGUUUAUUCCGCGUUCUUUCUCCUGGUGGCGGGUUUGCUCACGGCGAUCUCCAUCGGCAUCAUCGAGAGGAUAUGGAAUAAACGUAGGCAGAUGCAAGAGACCAUCAUGCGCGGUAUACGCCAGCAUCAUCUGAUACCGCAUAUCCAUUUUCAUCAUCAUCAUCACGAUCGCGCCAACGAUCAUCAGAACGCCGCUCCUCCGGCCGGUGGAUUGCGCGGCUACGAUCCCGCUUACCUGACCAUCCUGCAGGACCACGCUCGCCAGGUGCAAUCAUUCGUUGGUCUUCAGGACCACGAUGCUUUGCCUUUCGAGAAGUCGAGGGGUGCGGAACCGCGUUUUCAGGUGCGGCGAAGAUCAGCAGGUCUCAAGAGAGCGUCCUGGGCUUCCUUCUCAGGUUUAUCCAAGAAGAAGAUGAGAGAGAAAAUCACACCGUCUUCAAACGCGGAGAUCAACCGAGUUUUUCCAUUCCACGAUUAAAUGCUGUUCCGUAAUCUUAAACCCUUUUUAAUCGGGAUUUUUUAUGCGGGAUAUUCUAGUCACUAAUCAUGGAAAUACUUUACGCAAUUGUGCGACGACGUCUGUCAUAUUUCUAGGUAAUUUUUCAGUUUUACAAUGUACACAUUAUGUUAGACAUGUUCGCAAGAUUUAAUAUAAUCGUGUAAUUAAGAUUCAAAUAGUCACUAAAAAUGUCAUUAUGCUAAACAGCAAUGUGUGUAUAAUAUAUUUUGAUAAUAUUUUUUACAUAAUCAAAAAUACA